Molecule: messenger RNA, 1927 nt
Organism: Boleophthalmus pectinirostris (great blue-spotted mudskipper)
Lineage: Eukaryota; Metazoa; Chordata; Actinopteri; Gobiiformes; Gobiidae
Gene: mims2
Product: family with sequence similarity 210 member B
Exons: 3
Coding region: 164-1078 (304 amino acids)
Cellular component (GO): mitochondrion
Source: RefSeq, a predicted model, not a curated record
GCCGCUCAUUGGCUCCUGGCGCUAAUCGGUCAGCGCGAGGACCGAGAGCCCAGUGGGCGCAGGGCAACAUGUUUACUGCCAUCUACACUGCUAAUUACAGCUUUUAGCUACAGCAUUUCCUUUCACGAUUUCCUAGAUACAUUACCGAGGCCUUUGGGGGAAGAUGCUGUGUCGUCUGGCUAAGACAUGGGGAAAGACUUUGAUAGCGCAUGGACCGUCUCCAUUUGAUGUCCCAGCAAAUAAACUGAGAAACGUCACUUUGACAUUACACAAGGUGCACACGAACAGGGCUUUGUGUCGAACUGCGUUCAGCGGACACGUAACUAAUGUAAACCACGCGAAAGGACAAGAACAGGACAUAUAUUUGACCCAAAAGUGGGACACGUCGUGUGGUUUCGUAUCAGACUGGCAGCACUGGGACAGAAUAGCUACAAUUGCUACGUCUCUUUCUAGUGUACACAGUCGAGGCGUGAGAGGACAUAUCUUUACGUCUCAGCCCAGCUCACAUUACGGGGUUCACGUUAUCAGGAACAGGGUCGUCGGUAAUGUGUGUUUUCCAGGGCUUUUUAAUCGGCAUUGCUCCUCCGGAACCAUGCAGACCCGAGCUUCUUCCACUGCUUCAGCCGCAAAGCAACGCGAGGCCAACGAGGAGCAGCCGAGAGAGAGCGACAAAGGGGAUGAGACUUUGAAGAACCCCUCUCCACCUCCUGACAGUUCUCCACCAGCUCCAGAGGGAGGAAAACCCAACAAAACCCAACAGCUAAAGAAAGUCUUCAAAGAGUACGGUGCUGUGGGUGUGUCCUUCCACAUCUGCAUGUCCCUCAUGUCUCUGGGCAUGUUCUACCUCCUCGUGUCCAGUGGAAUCGAUAUGGCUGCUCUGCUCUGCAAAAUGGGCUUCAGUGAGACUGUGGUCCAGUCCAAGAUGGCCGCCGGGACCAGCACCUUUGUUUUGGCCUAUGCUAUUCACAAGCUGUUUGCCCCAGUCCGAAUCAGCAUCACCCUGGUGUCAGUGCCUCUUAUCGUUCGCCAUUUUAGAAAGAUUGGACUGUUUAAAGCUCCCCCCCCUGCUUCUCAAUAACACUAAUGUUUUAAUGACAUGAAAAGCACAGAGUUUUUACAGAGUCCUUUUUGUAAUUAAACUGUUCCUUCUGACUUUUUAUUUAUAAAUGAUAAACCACUGCAGAACAAGAAACCCCUGCUGAAGUAAUUAUAUCAGUCAGGUUUCCCAUGGCAUCCAACUAUUUGAGUUAUGCUGGUUAAAAAUGUACAUUGGAAGUAAGGUUCAUUUAGCUCAAAGUUUGUUGUUUUAUUUAGUUUUUAAUUGGAAAUAUAAGUGUGAUCUUCUGGAAGUGACUUGAUCUAGAAUUGUUUUUAAAGUGCAGUUGAUUCAGAAUAAUUUUGUUUGUGUUCCAGCCUUAUUUAAUUAAAAACUUAUAAGAUUUUCUUGAACAAACUUUAUUUUAUAUUGACAUCCAAUUGCUAGCAAUAAAAAAGUAGUAAAAUGACCUUAAGCCAUGCCAGUUAAAGCCUCCAUAUUUAUUUACAAUCAGAAUAGUGUUCUGGAGAACUUUUAGUUUUGAUUGGUUGAGGCAGGGUUUGUCUCUUAAAGCUGUGAAAGUUUCCCAUGGGUGCCAAUAGAAAGAGCUGAUUUCUGCUCGGCUGUUGGCUGACUAGUCGCGUUGUGCUGCUUUGCGAAUCAGCAGAAUAUUUCAGUGUUUUUCUGUCUCUGCCCUGCUCCCCUCUGCCAUUAUCUCUCCACUCUCACACUGCUUACUGUGCCACCCCCUCUGCCUGUUUCUAACUGUUUUUAUAUAGGUGCUAUUUUGCCAUUCCUGUGCUGCAUACAAAGCUCCAGUUUCUAUUGGGAAGGAUUAUUGCUGAUUUGCCUGGCAUAAUUAAUUUCAUUAAAAAUACAUGUUCUCCUUUU